Messenger RNA from Theileria orientalis strain Shintoku, 564 nucleotides. RefSeq lists its product as hypothetical. The transcript is spliced from 2 exons. NCBI's taxonomy places the organism in Eukaryota, Apicomplexa, Aconoidasida, Piroplasmida, Theileriidae. The record is from RefSeq and is a predicted model, not a curated record. Bases 1 to 564 code for a protein of 187 amino acids.
AUGACAGCAGAUAGGGAUAAGUUUUUAUCCGUACACAGGUCGCAGGUUCAGUCAUCCUUUUGGGGGACCAUGAGCGUGCUGAACAGUUUUCUGAUCUUCACGGGACUUGACCUGAUUUUUCUGGGAUACCACUGGUUUUUGCACUUCAUGGCCUGCAGGAUGUACGCCUGUGGCACGUUUAGAAACGAACUCAUCAUUAACAGCGUGUUCACCCUCGUGCCUGUCCUAUCCCUCAUCCCUUGCUCGUUUUUCUUUUACGUCGCCACGCUGAUAAUGGUGGGACUGGUCAUGUUCAACAUGGUCAGGCUCCUGUUCGGAGGGAGGAUUAAAGUUUGGUUCAUCUACUGCGACUCUUUUCUGCUCUUUGCCUCAUCGGUGCCGACCGCACUCAUGAGGCUGUUUCUGGCUUUCACUUCGCUCUGGCUGUGCCUCGUGCUGCACAGCAUUAGGCUGGCUGGAGGAAAAGGCACUGAGUUCAAAUCGGCCGAGGAGCUCGAAUUGGAGGCCACGGCUUACACUCAGAGUACCGGAUCGGAAUGCGACAAGAUGCUCGAGCUUGUGUAA